AUGGCAUUCCGAUCUUGUACAUCUCCCUACUUCUUGCUCCUCAUCCUCAUCGCCCUCUUCGUCCUCUUGGACACUUUCUCGCACGUCGAAGCUCUCCCGACCCGAAAGCGCGCCGUUCCACAGGACAUCGCCUCUGCCCCUGCCUCAUCAUCGUCAUCGUCGUCGUCAACAAAUCUCCGUCAACGGACCCGCCACCGCGCUGCGAAAGAGCCCACGAAAUCAGCGCCAAGAAGAAAAAAGAACGCGGUGGUGAGGAGGAACCCGUUCCUGAUCCAGAACCUCGAAGGGGGCGGACAUGAUGCGACACAUUCAGAUUUGGUGCGAGCAUUGGGGGUCGUGUCUCAACCUGUCAUGGUGGAGAGACAGAAGAAGAGGCAGGAGACCAAGGCGAGAAAGGCCUAG
This is a messenger RNA of Gamsiella multidivaricata, 402 nucleotides long. RefSeq lists its product as uncharacterized. The record is from RefSeq and is a predicted model, not a curated record. NCBI's taxonomy places the organism in Eukaryota, Fungi, Mortierellomycota, Mortierellomycetes, Mortierellales, Mortierellaceae. Bases 1 to 402 code for a protein of 133 amino acids. The transcript has a single exon.